AUGGUCUGUCUCAACUACCAAACCCCCGGUCUCAUGAUGGAUCUCCAAGUAAACAGUAUAACCACAUAAUAAAAAACUUUUUUUUGCUCAGGAAGGAAAAUUCUCGGAAAACGGUGGAUGUGGGUACGUACUGAAACCUAUGGUGAUGAAAGACGAAAUAUUCAUUCCGAGUGAGAAAAUUCCCUUGACUCCUCAAAUUCUACAUCUCCGUAUAUUAUCUGGACAACAAUUACCUCGCCCUCGUGGGUCAAACGCAAAAGGAGACUUCGCAGAUCCUUUCGUCGUCGUUGAAAUAUUUGGAAUCCCAGGUGAUUGCGCCGAAGAACGAACAAGAACCGUACGAAAUGACAGUGAGUGUUUUAUGAACUUUUCUCAAUCUUAAUUGAUUUUCAUGUGUGAAUCCAUCGUUUGAUGAAUCCUUUCAAUUUCAAGUAUGUAUGCCAGAGCUUGCACUUGUUCGCUUUCUUGUUCUCGAUGAUGAUUAUAUAGGAGAUGAUUUUAUUGGACAGUACACUAUACCUUUUGAAUGUCUUCAAGCAGGUAAAUCAACGCAGUGACUUAACUAAAACUUAUUUUUUGAGGAUAUCGUCAUAUUUAUUUACUAAACAAUGAAGGCGACCCUUUAGAAAAUGCUACUCUGUUCGUACAUGUAGCAAUAACGAACCGGCGUGGAGGAGGAGUAUGUUUCCAAUUUUGCAAUAGGCUUUCAAUAGGCUUUAUCUGGGGGCAAAUACUGAAUGACUACCAGCUUUUUGACUACCUAGAUUUUGGCAAACGAUGAUUUUUGACUACCCGGAUUUAUGACUACUGGCAUUUUUGAAUACCAGAUAGAUUUAUGACUACUGUUGAAAAAAAAAGUUUCGACAUUGGAAUCGAAGCUGGCAGCGUGCCAAGGCCCGGCCUCCCAAACGCAUAUGCUGCGCGGGGUUGUUGCAAUAUUGCCGCACGCUUUAUUGUUCUUCGUUUUUGUCUUUAUUUUUCGGCUAAAAAUCAGCAGAAAUUUGGUUUUUCUCCUUUUUUACUCGUAUUUAUUCAUUUCAAUUGUCUUUUGCUAUAAAAAAUAAACUUUGAAAACAGGUUUAUCGAUUUUUAGCUUGAAUUUUCGAACAUUUCUUGAUUUUGUGUUUUUCUCCUUUCGAUUUCGGUGAAUUUGAGAAUUUUCAGGAUUUCCACCUUCGGAGAAGUCGAACAAGCAACAAAAGGGCAUGGAUUUCUUCUUUUCGUGUUAGUUUUUGACGUAACAAUAAUUUUCUCUCCGAUCAGCGCUUACAGACUCCACUCCUCCGCCGUCUUCUCCACUCCGCCGUCAGCACACAACGGUAUUCAAAAACUUGUCGUAUUAGUUUGAAGAGGAACGAAAAUUAUUUCUCUCCGACCGUAUUUUCAGAGUCCGUGGACGCUUCAAUCCGGAAAAAGGAGAAGAAAAUAGAAUAUCUCUGAUAAUAAAAUUCUUGCACUUGUCAUUUAAUUUAUUGGAAAACGUAAUAAAUACAUCUAAAAUAAUUGUUAUUAGUGCCAAUUUAUCCAACGGGAGAUGCUUCUUCAACUUUCCGUUGUGUGCUGACGGCAGAGUGAAGUCUGUAAACGUUGAUCGGAGAGAAAAUUAUUGUUACGUCAAAAACUAACACGAAAAGAAGAAAUCCAUGCCCUUUUGUUGCUUGUUCGACUUUUCCGUAGGCGGAAAUCCUGAAAAUUCUCAAAUUCAACGAAAUCGAAAGGAGAAAAACACAAAAUCAAGAAAUGUUCAAAAAUUCAAGCUAAAAAUCGAUAAAUCUGUUUUCAAAGUUGAUUUUUUAUAGCAAAAGACGAUUGAAAUGAAUAAAUACGGGUAAAAAAUGAGAAAAACCAAAUUUCUGCUGAUUUUUAGCCGAAAAAUAAAGACAAAGAUGAAGAACAAUAAAAAGCGGGCAAUGUUGCAACAAUCGCGCGCAGCAUAUGCGUUUGGGAGGCCGGGCCUUGGCACGCUGCCAGCUUCGAUUCCAAUGUCGAAACUUUUUUUUUUCAACAGUACCCGAAUUUCCAAUACCAGGAUUUAUGCCUACCGGAUAGAUUUUUUGCUAUCAGGACGUUAGCUUACCGGAUAGAUUUUUGACUACUCGAUUUCUGGUCAACAAUAAUACAACCACGUCAUAUUUUUUAUGAUUUGCAGAAUAUAGGGUCUCGUACAUUCCCAAUAUCGGAUCCCAAAUCCGGGUUACGGUGGUAUGGUGGGUGCUUAAAUCAAAUUCUUUAAAAAGAAAAGUGUGGAAAUCUGAAUUAUUUCUGCAAUUGAAAUUGUGGUUCUGAAAAAAAUUAGUUCCGGAAAAAAAACAUUCAGCCUUUCAAGAUUUUUUCAACGAAUAUGGUUUAAGCACCUACCGUACUACCGUAACCCGAUAUUGUGCAAAUUUAAUAAGAUACGACGGGGUCGCAUUAUUGUUGACCAGAAAUCGAGGGUAAAGACCCAGGUAAGUAAUGAACGGUAUGUCCAAAAAGUUAGGCGAUGAACUUGGUAGGCAUUGAAAAAAAUGAGAAUUUUGGUAGCCAAAUAUCUAGUAGGCAAUGAUCUUUAGUAGGUAAAGGUAAAGAUCGUUUGCCCGAAAAAAGGUAUUGGUUGGUAACUAUCGUUUGCCAAAAAGAAAAUCAAAAAUCUAUCCGGUAGUCAAAAAUGCGGGUAGUCGAAAAUCGGGGUAGUCAUAAAUCUAUCUGGUAGUCAAAAAUCUGGUAGUCGUUCAGUAUUUGCCUUAUCGGUCCGCCUAGCGGAGUUCAAAGGUCUUGUUUUUUGAGAAAUCAAACACCUAUUCAGAAAGCAAAGAAGAGAGGAAUGUCUGUCAAGAAAAAGAACUCUCGCAUUUCUUCGGGAAUGAAGGUGGUGGGAAUCAAGUCGGUAGACGAUCAAUUUAAAGUUAGCGUUAGGAAUUUUUAUAAAUGGUGCAAACGGUGAAUAAAAUACUGAUGUCUAGGUCGCCAUCAUGCCGCUGACCGAAUCGAUUGCUAUGAGAAACCGAUUAGAGAACGCAAUGACAGACUGGCAAGAAGAUUGUGGAUUAGGCCCAGCUGGAACUAUUCGACAAGGAAUCAGAUUGAUUUACUCGAGGAUGGUCACACUUUCAGCCAACCUCGGCAGUGUUGGUGAGAAUUUGCGCAAACUUUCCGCAAUUUUUAUUAGAACUUUUAGCAAACAUUGCUUAAAGUUUGCGCUAAAAUUGUGGGGACCCUUAAAGUCUUCACAAAAACUGCCUAAAGUUUGCGCUAAAAUUGCAUAACGUUUUUCAGAAUAUGCGCAAACUUUAAUGGGGCUAUUAUGUUUGUUUUCCGCGGAAUUAGUUCUGUUUUUUUUUACAUCGCUGAGUUGGGUUUUUUGACGUAAAAAAACGGAAAAAACGGAAAAAGAAUCAUUUUUUUCACAGCCUGAUAAGGACCCCCCACAAUGUGAGCGCAAACGUAAAGCUAAUUUUUGCGAAAAGGUCUAUUAUGCCGCGUCCAAUGUCUCGGAAAAACCGUAAAAACCGCAGGUUUUUCUGUCCGAAGUCGGCCGAAAUUUUCGUGAAAAACGGGGGUGCGCACAGCUCAAUGAAUGUAACCGUACCUCUAAAACUACGGUAUUUUUUGAAAAUUAGCGCAAGAAACUUGAAUAUUUUCAAAUAUCCUCAAGAUUUGCGCACGGUGAUUUUUUCUCGGGGUGCAGUGGAGAGGAAAGUGGAGAAAAACGCUUUAAAGAGAUGUAUAUUUGGAGAAAAUUCAUCAAAAACUAAAAAAAAAGAACUUUGCGCGUAACAUAAAAUGCACUGUACGCAGAGCAACACCGGCGUGUAAAAAUGAAAAGACUGAGGAUCAAACGUUUGGUGAACGUCGCAAAAGCCGCGCCGUGUUACGCGUUUCUUUUCAUCGCAUCGACUUCUCUUCGCGUAUUACUUCACCUUGAAUCUGUAAAAAGGUCUAAUUGAGGUAGAAAGCAGAAAAAAACGCUUUAAAGAGAUGAAUAUUUGGAGAAAAUUCAUCAAAAACUAAAAAAAAUGAACUUUGCGCGUAACAUAAAAUGCACUGUACGCAGAGCUACACCGGCCUGCAAAAAUGCACGGACUGAGGAUCAAACGUUUGGUGAACGUCGCAAAAGCCGCGCCGUGCUCUGGCAUUUCGUUAUUAAUCUAACGGCGGCCUAAUAAGAUUGAUAUGACACCUAAUUAGAUUAAUAAAUUGUCUAGCUAGAUUAAUAAAUCUUCUAAUUAGAUUAAUAAGUGCUCAAAUCAAUUUUCACGCCAACCGUCUGCUGGCUCAAAUCUCGAUUGCGCCAAGAAAAAACAGUCGAAUCUAAUUAGGUCGCGUUUAGAUCAGUAACUUUCUAAUUAGAUUAAUAUCGAAUUGCCAGAGAAGUUUGCCAAAUUCUGACCAAGACUGCCGAAAAAAUAAACUUAUUUUUGAGAAGCCACUGACUUUUAAAAAGCUAGAUACUUGGAAUUUUUUAAAGCAGGGUUCAGCCACAUCCUAAGCAUCCAGUGCGACUGUACCCCAUACGGCUAAGUCGUUGAGUAAAGUGGAAGUCAUUGAGUAUUAAAGUCCUUGAGUAGCGAAGUCAUGAAGAGUAGGGAACUUAAGUCAUUGAGUAUUAAAGUCAUUAACUUAAAAAAAAAUUUGUUACGUUUUUACAGGUUCGCCGCCACCUCCUUCUUUUUCAUUAGCAGAUAAUAAUGAAACAAAUGAACUAACAGUGCCGUUUAUUAUAGACAGCGAUGACCAUGGAGUUGAGAAUAACUAAGUUAAUAAAAAGGAAAUAUAUACUUUCAGUAUCCAACAAUCACAACACAUUCUGUAUUACCCGAUCAACUCCAGCGGUCUUUCAAUAAACUGAAAAAUCUCAUCAGCCAUUGUACUUCAACGCUAUCAAAAGCAGAAACUCUGCUGCAAAAGGUAUGAUUGGAUAUUGCGACAGAAUUCCUUGCUUAUUUUUAAAAACAAAGUUUUCUCGUGCCAGCUCUGAGUUCUGUUCAAUGUUUAGAUCGAAGAAUCAAUUCGAAAACUAUCUGAGUGCCACGAAGAACUGUCAAAUCUGUGCAGUGAUUGUGGACUGAAAGGACAAAAAGCAAUACGUGCAGCAGAAAACUUCACAUGGAAUUUGAGGCUUCUCAAAGCACAACUUAAUUUCAUGAACAGGAGCCAAGAAGAAGCACAAGAUGUUAUCACUCAGGUAUAUAAUAAUACCGUAUAUUUUUUUAAAUAACAGUAUAUAAAUUAUAUUAUAUAAUCGCAAGUCUUAAGAUCUUCGACACUGGAGGAGUUCUUGGAGUUCUUUCGCACAAGCUGUUGAAUCGAAAAAAUGGGAGAAAGUUUUCCAGAGUUGUCCCAGAUCCUUCGAGAGAUUCUGUUUUGUGA
Messenger RNA from Caenorhabditis sp. 36 PRJEB53466, 5349 nucleotides. The record is from the annotation of a GenBank genome assembly. Lineage: Eukaryota; Metazoa; Nematoda; Chromadorea; Rhabditida; Rhabditidae.